GACACACGUGGGCCCACAGGCGGGGUGGGAUCAGGCUGCUCAGCCCAGCUCUGUGUCUGUCUGUGCCCAGGGGCCUCACACUCUGUCCUGUUCCCCCCCAGCCCCGGCCCAUCCUGCCGGGGAGGGGCUUUGGCUCCCAGAAAUGUCCCAGAUUCCCAUCAGUCUGGGCUCUGCCCCCCCCCCCCCCACAGGGGUCUCCCGUGCCCCCCACUCCCUAACAGGGGGUUUGUCUCCCACUUCCCACGGGUGACUUCCAGGGAUGAGCCCCCCCUCCACACAGCCUCCACUGGGGGGCAAUAUCUGGGAGGAACAGGGGGAGUAGGAUUCCUGGAGGCUGGGGGGCCCUGCCCCCUUUCAUGCACCAGCCCCCCAGGGGCCGAUUUCUGCUCUGUGUGACCCCCCCCCCACACACACACACAUCUGCCAGGGCCAGACCCCUGUCGAAGGAGCAGCGGGGGCCCGUGUCUGGGUGGGGGCAGAGAGAAGGGCGGGUGAGUCCCUCCCCCCGGCAGUGGAGGCAGGCAGGGCUGGGGGGGGCAAGGGAGGUGCUUCGUUCCAGCUCCGCUCCCUCUCACUUCCCCUGUCUCUUCUCUUUGCCCCCAGCUGGGAACCAGGCGUCUCUGCUGUCCUGGCAGGUCCCGGCGGGUCCCGCAGCAGUGAAGGGCGAUGGGGCGAAUCCCCCACAGACCAGGCGGCCCUUGGACAGGGAUUCUCCUGGCAGCCUCCGUCCUGGGCUCCUGCCUGCAGCCGGUGCCGGCCCAGACCCCGGUGACCAUCGUCCUCACCCCGCCGAGCCCCACGGUGGGAGGGGGCGUCAGCCUGGCCCCGCAGAAUCCACCACAGGACUUCGUGCUCUGCAGCUGGUUCCGAUCAGCGACCGCCACUGAUGGAAACAGCCAGAUCCUCACCUAUUACUCACAAACACCCCCCGUCCAGACCAAGGACUGGGCCCACACGGGGCGGGAGACUGCGGGGCCGGGCUGCGCCCUGCACAUCGCGGGGUUAACGCUCAAGGACACCGGGAACUACACGGUGCUGAUUCAGAGCCCGACUAGGCCUGUCCUCGCCACGGUGCAUCUGCCCGUCUCUGACACCCCUCGUCCAGGUCUCUCUGCCGGGGCCGUCGCCCCUCGUCCAGGUCUCUCUGCCGGGGCCGUCGCUGGGAUCGUCAUCGGGUCACUGGCGGGGUCGGCGCUGGUCGGAGUCGGGGCCUAUUUCCUCUACUCUCGCUGCCGGAACGAGACCCCCAGGGAGAAUGGGGCACCCGUCCUGGUGUACGAGAACCUGCCCCUGGCAGCCAGGGCAGGGCCAGUGACACUGCAGCCCUGACAGCAGGACGUGUACAAGGAGCUGAAGAAGUGAUGCCCCCUCCUGCCCCCCAGUGCAUGCUGGGAGGGGCCCGGUGCAUGCUGGGAAAGGCGCGUCCCCAAGCCUGGGUCCUGCCGCCCGGGGACGUCCCGCCGAUGAAGCGUUAAAGGGCAGGAACAGCCACCGCCCGGCCCGGGGGGUCCGUCCGUCCAGGCUGCUUCCCUGGCGCCCAUCACCGCAGCGUCUGGGCCCCUCCAAAGAAAUCAGAAACUCGGCGCCUGUGAGUGGCUCUGGCUCCAUUGUGCCCAGCACAGUAUUUGGGAGCCCACCUCUGCCACCGGCUUGGUGACGUCUCAGGACCAAACACCCCCCAGCCUGGGGGCACGUGCCCUGUUUUCUGCCCAUCUGACCUGAGCCUGGCGCGCUGAGCUGUGUCCCACCCCAGGCCGCGGGAGCUCCCCACUGCACAGAGGGGCCCGGGCAGCUCAGUGACCAGCCUGGGUCCCAUGGGGAGUCUGUGGGGCUACAGGGACUCAGACCCGGGUCUCCCCAGUGCCCGACUGGUGCCCAAACCAGGGCCAGGGGUCCCCGCCCAGGGCUUCCCCCCGCACCCCCCACACACUUCCUGGUGUUUGUUCUAAGCCUGCCGCCCAUUCCUGUCAUUUCCCGACCCCUAGUCCUUGUGUUUCGAGGAGUAAAUAACAGGAGCCUCCAGCGGCUCCUUCUGCAGCUCUGGGCUCCAGUCAAUAAACUCAGCCUGGUUGUCUCUGUAA
Messenger RNA from Chelonia mydas (Green sea turtle), 2081 nucleotides. Its product is annotated as carcinoembryonic antigen-related cell adhesion molecule 3. Gene Ontology annotation, cellular component: plasma membrane; cell surface. Lineage: Eukaryota; Metazoa; Chordata; Testudines; Cheloniidae. The record is from RefSeq and is a predicted model, not a curated record. Gene Ontology annotation, molecular function: protein tyrosine kinase binding. Gene Ontology annotation, biological process: signal transduction; regulation of immune system process. The transcript has 6 exons. Bases 667 to 1329 code for a protein of 220 amino acids.